UAUGACAUUUAAGCGUGUCGGUUGGGUUAACUUUGGUGUAAACUAGAUGGCUAGGGUGUCAACUAAUGCAUAUUUUUCCAGAACCAAGGACAAAUCUGGUGCAGUGGGGACUUCAGGUGUAGGGAGGUACCGAAGAGCAGUGCGUGGGUUUUUUUAUUAAUUUUGUUGUACUUGUUUACGGGUACCGGUUGUAAGGCCUCACAACCGGGCAGGUUACUCAAACAGAUGUUAUAAAAAGCUGCGUGGAGAAAUACCUGGGUCUAAUUAUUGUUAAUAUUUAUUGAGCAACUGAGAUCGACGGGUGGCCUUCAGAAGAGUACACGGCAGACAACACAGAGAGUGGCGCCCUCGGGUGGUUUAAAAUCCAGGAGGGGGUCGAGGUCAAGGUUGUCGACGACGAGGGCCGGAUGGUACUACCCUCUACCAGGGCGACUGAUAGAUUUUUACAGAUAUUCACAGAUAUGUCUCUAGCUAGAUAGAUGGUCAUUUUGGGCUAAACCCAAACUUGUCCUGUCUUGGAUUCCAGUGCCCGGCAUGGACUAUAUGACACUUAGAACUUAUAAAAAACCUGAGUUUAAGAGCUUGGGCUGCCCAGUCAGUAACUGUAUCUACACUGAGGAUAAGUCUUUGGCUGAUAAAAGCGACGCUAUUGUUUUUAUAGCCAGAAGUUUGGGAAGGAAACCUAAAAAACUGCCUCACCAGCGCUGGGUGUGGGUAACGCACGAGAGCUCGUGUUACUCCGGGGAAGCCGGUGGUGCUUGGGCGGGAAUGUUUAAUUGGACGAUGACAUUUCGGCGAGAUUCCACAAUUUUUACACCGUAUCAGUUUGUUGUGGAGCGGGAAAAACCCCUUGCCAAGAAUUUCACGGCAAUAGCACUGAAGAAGACGAAGUUAGUAGCUUGGAUGGUCAGUAACUGUCACACUAAGAGUAAUCGAGAGAGGUACGUCGCAGAGUUGAAGAAGCACAUCCCCGUUGACGUGUACGGUGGGUGUGGUCCGUUAAAAUGUUCCAAACGGGACAACGAAAGAUGCCUGGAGAACAUUAAUAGGGACUACAAGUUUUACCUGUCCUUUGAGAAUAGUAUCUCAACGGAUUACGUCACAGAGAAAUUUUGGAAAAUGUUGGAUCGUGACAUAGUGACGGUAACAAGAGGUCCGGCCAAUUAUUCCAGGGUUGGAAUAAAACCCGAGUGGCACAUCAAUACGAACGAUUUUAAAUCUCCAAAAGAUUUAGCAGCCUAUCUGAAAUAUUUGGACAAAAAUGUGACGGCUUAUGUUCAAUAUUUAGAGUGGAAGAAUCAGUACACCACAGGGAACCGACUGAAGGCGUACUGCGACCUCUGCGCCAAGUUAAACGACCCCAGUGAGCCAGUCACGUGGUUCCGGCCAGGGACGCUGGCCAACUGGUUUAACAAGGGUCACUGUAUAGCACCCAAAGACUUGAAUUUUAAACGUAGAAAAAGACGCCAAACAGACACUUUUAUAUAUUUAGAUGGACAUGGGGUGCUUAUUUUUUAACAUGCUAAGUCAAUUGUUUAGACUGCAGUCAAGGGACGUCUUUGAGCCGUUUUAGAUAUAUUCCCGGUGAUUAAAUCAUGCUACACAGUUUUAAGAAUUUAAUCGGCGUACGAAGAUAAAUGAUGUAAUGCUACUGAUACAGUUCUAGAUUGGCGAUUAAAAAUUACAAUAAUGUUUA
This is a messenger RNA of Lingula anatina, 1696 nucleotides long. RefSeq names its product core alpha-(1,3)-fucosyltransferase. The record is from RefSeq and is a predicted model, not a curated record. Gene Ontology annotation, molecular function: fucosyltransferase activity. Lineage: Eukaryota; Metazoa; Brachiopoda; Lingulata; Lingulida; Lingulidae. Gene Ontology annotation, cellular component: membrane.